This is a messenger RNA of Closterium sp. NIES-65, 753 nucleotides long. The record is from the annotation of a GenBank genome assembly. NCBI's taxonomy places the organism in Eukaryota, Viridiplantae, Streptophyta, Zygnematophyceae, Desmidiales, Closteriaceae.
AUGGCUUCGAUCGCGUCGCUCUCGCGUCUGCCUCGGCUGGCGCUUUUGGCGCUCGUCUCCGUUAUCGCAAUCUUUGCCGCGACUCUCCUCCCCACAGGCGACGCAAUCCGCGUGGCCUCGUCGUCCGAUCCGACCAUCCUCAAGUCGCAGCUGGACGUUCUCCGUCAGCUCGGCGCGCAGUCGGGCAAGGACUUUGUGUUCAAGUCGUGGACGGCGAGCGGCGCGCCCGACAAGUGCUCCAAGUACCGCGGCGUGACGUGCGACGCCGAGGGCAAGAUCGUCGCCAUCAACGCCACGUCUGCCAAUCUCGUGGGGCCCAUCGACGCGCUCUCCACGCUCGACCAGCUGCAACGCCUCUCCAACGCCUACCCCCCUGCGUUGUCGCCUCCUCCCUUCCCUCCCACCGUUCCCUCUUCGCUCCCUCCCAAUCCCCGCCACUCCCCGCCACUCCCCACCGCUCUCCGCCGCUCCUCGCCACUCCUCACCGCUCCCCGCCCGUCGUCUUCCCCUCGCCCCAACACUUUACGCGACAGCGAUCUGAGUUCCAACAGCGAGGUGAAGGCGCUGCCGCAGUCGUUCACCAAGCUCAAGAAGCUCAGCCACCUGAGCAUUGGUGGUAACCCGCUAGAAGGUGCUGUGCCAGCCAGCUUCGGCAGCCUUGUCAAUCUCGUCUCUCUCUAUCUGCGCAACAACCGCUUCAACGGGCCACUUCCAGACUUCAUUGGCUCUUUCACCAACCUGGAGCAGCUGUGA